Molecule: messenger RNA, 8390 nt
Organism: Hipposideros armiger (great roundleaf bat)
Lineage: Eukaryota; Metazoa; Chordata; Mammalia; Chiroptera; Hipposideridae
Gene: ADAMTS12
Product: ADAM metallopeptidase with thrombospondin type 1 motif 12
Exons: 23
Coding region: 1-4659 (1552 amino acids)
Biological process (GO): extracellular matrix organization; proteolysis
Cellular component (GO): extracellular matrix
Molecular function (GO): metalloendopeptidase activity
Source: RefSeq, a predicted model, not a curated record
AUGCCAUGCGCCCAGAGGAGCUGGCUUGCAAACUUCUCGGUGGUGGCUCAGCUUCUGAACUUGGGGGGCCUGUGCUAUGGGAGACACCCUCAGCCAGGCCAGGUGCGCUUCCGGGACAGCAGGCAAGAGCAUGUCCUCAAGGCCCUGCCAGAAUACCAUGUGGUGGCCCCUGUCCGAGUGGAUGCCGGCGGUCGCUUUCUGUCCUAUGGCUUGUACCACCCCUUCACCAGCAGCAGGAGGAAGAGAGACUUGGAUGGCUCAGAGGACCGGGUGUAUUACAGAAUUUCACAUGAGGAAGAGGACCUGUUUUUUAACUUGACGGUCAAUCGGGGAUUUCUAUCCAAAAGCUACAUUGUGGAGAGGAGAUAUGGGAACCUGUCCCAUGUGAAGAUGGUGGCUUCCUCGGCCCCCCCCUGCCAUCUCAGGGGCACGGUUCUGCAGCAGGGUGCCAGAAUCGGGACUGCAGCCCUCAGUUCCUGCCAUGGACUGACUGGAUUUUUCCAUCUACCACAUGGAGACUUUUUUAUUGAGCCUGUCCAAAAGCAUCCCCUGGCCGAGGGAGAGUACCACCCACACAUCAUCUACAGGAGGCAGAGGCAGAGAGAGCCAGACAUGAAGGAGCCAACCUGUGGAUUAAAGGACAGUCUUGGCAUGUCCCAGAAACUAGAGCUACAGCGAGAGAAGUGGGAGAGGAACCACUUGCCAAGCAGAAGCCUCUCCCGACGUUCCAUCAGCAAAGAGAGAUGGGUGGAGACGCUGGUGGUGGCGGACACGAAGAUGAUUGAGUAUCAUGGGAGCGAGAACGUGGAGUCCUAUAUCCUCACCAUCAUGAACAUGGUCACUGGGUUAUUCCAUAACCCAAGCAUUGGCAAUGCAGUUCACAUUGUUGUGGUUCGGCUCAUUCUGCUUGAAGAAGAAGAGCAAGGAUUGAAAAUAGUUCACCACGCAGAGAAGACACUGUCCAGCUUCUGUAAGUGGCAGAAGAGCAUCAACCCCAAGAGCGACCUCAACCCUGCCCACCAUGAUGUGGCCGUCCUUCUCACCAGCUUCGGCAUUCAGCAUGACGGGAAAGAAAAUGACUGUGAGCCCGUGGGCCGGCACCCAUACAUCAUGUCGCGCCAGCUGCAGUACAAUCCCACCCCGCUGACGUGGUCCAAGUGCAGCAAGGAAUACAUCACCCGCUUCCUGGACCGAGGCUGGGGGUUCUGUCUUGAUGACACCCCCCAAAAGAAAGGCUUGAAGUCCAAGGUCAUUGCCCCUGGAGUGAUCUAUGAUGUUCACCACCAAUGCCAGCUGCAGUAUGGCCCCAAUGCUACCUUCUGCCAGGAAGUAGAAAAUGUUUGUCAGACACUGUGGUGCUCAGUGAAAGGCUUUUGUCGCUCAAAGCUGGACGCUGCUGCCGAUGGGACACGAUGUGGCGAGAAGAAGUGGUGUAUGGCUGGCAAGUGUAUCACAGUGGGGAAGAAACCAGAGAGCAUUCCCGGAGGCUGGGGCCGCUGGUCACCCUGGUCCCACUGCUCUAGGACCUGUGGGGCCGGAGCCCAGAGUGCAGAGAGGCUCUGCAACAACCCUGAACCAAAGUUUGGAGGGAAGUACUGCACUGGAGAAAGAAAACGCUAUCGCUUGUGCAACGUCCACCCCUGCCGCCCAGAGGCACCAACAUUUCGGCAGAUGCAGUGCAGUGAGUUUGACACUGUUCCCUACAAGAAUGAAUUCUACAACUGGUUUCCAGUGUUUAAUCCAGCACACCCCUGUGAGCUCUACUGCCGACCCAUAGAUGGCCAGUUUUCCGAGAAAAUGCUGGAUGCUGUCAUUGAUGGUACCCCUUGCUUUGAAGGUGGCAACAGCAGAAAUGUCUGUAUUAAUGGCAUAUGUAAGAGGGUUGGCUGUGACUAUGAGAUCGGUUCCAACGCCACAGAGGAUCGCUGCGGAGUGUGCCUUGGGGAUGGCUCUGCCUGCCAGACCGUGAGAAAGAUGUUUAAACAGAAAGAAGGAUCUGGCUAUGUUGACAUCGGACUGAUUCCAAAAGGAGCAAGGGACAUACGGGUAAUGGAGGUGGAGGGAGCUGGAAACUUUCUAGCCAUCAGGAGUGAAGACCCUGAAAAAUAUUACCUCAAUGGAGGAUUUAUUAUCCAAUGGAAUGGGAACUACAAGCUGGCAGGGACCAUCUUUCAAUAUGACAGGAAAGGCGACCUGGAGAAACUGAUGGCCGCAGGUCCCACCAAUGAGUCGGUGUGGAUCCAGCUUCUGUUCCAGGUGACUAACCCUGGUAUCAAGUAUGAGUACACAAUCCGGAAAGACGGCCUUGACAAUGACGUGGAGAAGCUGGUGUACUUCUGGCAGUAUGGCCGCUGGACAGAGUGCAGUGUAACAUGUGGAACAGGUAUCCGCCGCCAGACUGCCCAUUGCGUGAAGAAGGGCCACGGGAUGGUGAAAGCUACGUUCUGUGACCCAGAAACACAGCCCAAUGGGAGACAGAAGAAGUGCCAUGAAAAGGAUUGUCCACCCAGAUGGUGGUCAGGAGAGUGGGAAACAUGUUCAGCCACUUGCGGGCCCCACGGAGAGAAGAAGCGAACAGUGCUGUGCAUCCAGACCAUGGGUUCUGAUGAGCAGGCUCUUCCGGCUAAAGACUGCCAGCACCUGCUGAAGCCCAAGAGCUUCCUUUCCUGUAACAGAGAUAUCCUGUGUCCAUCGGACUGGACAGUAGGCAACUGGAGUGAGUGUUCUGUUUCCUGUGGUGGCGGAGUGCGGAUUCGCAGUGUCACGUGUGCCAAGAAUAAUGAUGAGCCUUGUGACGUGAUGAGGAAACCCAACAGCCGAGCCCUCUGCGGCCUCCAGCAAUGCCCGUCUAGCCGGAGAGUCCUGAGACCCCCCAAAGUCAUCAUUUCCCAUGGGAAAAAACUACCCACAUCCGAGCAAGACCCUUGGAAACCCAUCCCUCCAACGACAUCCAACCCCAGAAUGCUGACCAUACCCAUGGUGCCUGAGUCUGUGAGCACAAGUUCUCCGGCAGUCAGCAGCCCUAGUCCUACCACAGCCUCCAAAGAAGGAGACCUGGGUGGGAAACAGUGGCAGGAUAGCUCAACUCAGACUGAACUGGACUCCCAUGAUGUCAUUUCCUCUGGAAGUACUUCCCAGCCCAUCCUCACUUCCUGGUCUCUGAGUAUCCAGCCACAUGAAGAGAACGUUUUCAAAUCAGCCCCUGGUCCUACCUCAGAGGGAGACCUUUUAGCCACAACGAUGAGCGGUUCUGAUUUGUCAUCUUCCAGCAACCCUGUGACUUGGCACCUGACUCCAUUUUAUGCUACUUUGACCAAAGAGCCAGAAAUGGAGAUGCACAGUGGCUCAGGGGAAGGCAGUGAACAACCUGAGGACAAAAAUGAAAACAGCUCUAUAAUGUGGACCAAGCCCAGGGUACCUGGAAAUGAUGCUUCAGGGGAAAGAGGCACAGAAAUGCCACUUGGACCUCUGCCAACACCUUAUCUUUGGGGGGUGUCCUUGCGGUCACCUUUCAGCACAGUGGCAGAAGGACUGCUACCCAGCCAAAGGCCCACUGCUCUCAAAAAUGGCACACCCAGAGCUGAGGGGAUGGUCACUGAAAAGCCCCCUAACACCCCAGUCCCUCUGGGUGGAGACCACCAGCCCACACCCUCAGAAAAGCUGAUAAACCACAACCUCCCAGAACUUUCACGCAGUGUGAAUCUAACACGUACUUUUAGACCAGUCCUGACCGAGGAAGAUGCCACAAGUCUGAUUGCUGAGGGGUUUUUGCUGAAUGCUUCCAAUUACAAGCAGCUGUCGACGGGCCACAGCACUGCCUACUGGAUUGUUGGAAACUGGAGUGAGUGCUCCACCACCUGCGGGCUCGGGGCCUACUGGCGCCACGUGGAGUGCAGCACCCAGCUGAAUUCCGACUGCGCUGCCCUGCAGAGGCCCGAGCCCACGAAGAGAUGCCACCUCCGCCCGUGCGCCAGCUGGAAAGUGGGAAACUGGAGCAAGUGCUCCAGGAACUGCAGCGGGGGCUUCCAGAUCCGGGACAUUCAGUGUGUGGACAGCAGGGACCACCGGAGCCUCAGGCCAUUUCACUGCCAGUUCCAGGCUGGCGUUACUCCCGCACCGAGCACAAGCUGUAACAUGGAGCCCUGCGAGGAGUGGCAGGUGGAACCCUGGAGCCAGUGUUCCAGGUCCUGCGGAGGCGGAGUUCAGGAAAGGAGAGUGACUUGUCCGGGAGGACUCUGUAAUUGGGCGAAAAGACCCGCCUCUACUGCCCUCUGCAACAGGCACCCUUGCUGUCACUGGGCCGUUGGAAACUGGGACCUGUGCACUGCUUCCUGUGGAGGUGGCUUUCAGAAGAGGGCUGUCCACUGUGUCUCCUCAGAGGACAAUAAAACCGAAGACCAAGAACUAUGCCUAUGUGAUCAUGAACCCAAACCUCUGGAAUUCCAAAAAUGCAACCAGCAGGCCUGCAAGAAGAGUGCUGAUGUGCUUUGCAUCAAGGACAACUUAUCAACCAGUUUCUGCCAGACACUGAAAACCAUGAGAAAAUGUUCUGUGCCCACUGUGCGGGCUCAGUGCUGCCUCUCAUGCUCCCAGACAUAUGUCGUCCACACCCGAAGGCCAAGAAAGCCACAGUUGCUCAAAACCCCCAAAGCAUUCUAAGUCCAGGAGGAAGCCACCCGCCACCAGAGACUGCCACAGUCUGCUGACAGUGACCUGUUCUAGCUCCACGGGCCACUUCAUGGUUUUACUCUGUGCAUUUCAGGUCCAACUUUGGGUCGUAACAAAACAAAAUCCACUGUGUUCCAUUGGUGACAAAAUGUCCUUUGCAGGAGGUAUGGGACUGUGACACUUGAUGCUCCCUGAUAGACAAGCAAAAUACCCAGGAGAAUUAGGCAUCUCCUGGACUCAGCUCCUGGGAAAGUUGCCAGAUUAGGCAAGUCUGUGAAAUGAUGUCUUUUUUUUUCCCUCCUCAAAGAGAAAAACAAAAGAGACCAGAUUUUUCCCAGACUACCUCAAAAGUAUCAGGAAACAGAACCGCAUUUACCCAGGAAAAAAAGAAUCUUAUCAAUUAACCUUGGUAGAAUCAUCCUUUAUCUUUUCUCUUUCUUUCUGCUGGGGACAGCUGCUGUUUAAAAUGUCAUGGGAGAGCUUUUAGGAACGUUCCUUUCAUUCAUCCAGGCAAAGGACCACUUUCUUCACCCGGUGUUCACCUAGGGAGGAAGAGAAAGUACUGGCUACAUCCCUUAGUCUGUCCUUAAUUGCUGUAGACUCCAUAUCUGUCUGGGCUCUUCAGACGCCCGUGCCCACCUAGAGACACUAGAAUAAGAGGAAACGAGCAGAAACUGUAGGAUUUAGUAAACCUAAGGGAUUUAGGUGAGUCAUACAGAAGACAUUUUUGACCUGAGGAUAAUUUCUAUGAGAUCUCUUAAAAAGCAAAGGAACAGAAAUCGAGUAUUUGCUAACACACUUGACACUUGAACAACACGGGUUUGGACUGCAUGGGUCCACUUAUAAAUUUUUUUCAGUUAAUACCUGUACUGCUUUCCAUCCACACUUGGCAGUCCGUGGAUAUGAAGGGCAGACUGUAUGUGUUGAUCUGUGCCAUUUUGUGUAAGGGACUUAAGCAUCCACGGAUUUUGGUGCCUAUGGGGUGGUGAUCCAGGAACCAAUACCCCACAGAUACCAAGGGACCACGUACGUGUGAGGGAAUCAAAAGUUAACAUGCAGAUUUUCCACUGUGUGGGGUUUGGCACUCCCAACCCGCAUUGUUCAAGGAUCAACUAUAUAAGAAAGGGAAUGUGGGCCUUUAUUCUUCCCACUUUCUCGGGAAAUAUCCAUUCCUUUGCAGAAGAACAAGUGAGCCUUCCUGUCUGACUUUUCCUUUCUAGCAUAGUCCCUGCCUAUAUUCUGGUCCAUGGAUGCAACCUCCCACCUAACCCCAGGUUGGAAAAGGAAGCUUCAGAUUAAAAUAUUUCAGAGACCCUGGUAAAUUGUAUUAAGCACAAGAAUUUAAUACAGACUUCUAGUCUCAAGAAAAGAAACCCAGACUUCUCAAAAGCGAGGCAAAGAGGACCUACUUCCGAGUGCACCCAGUAGUUAUACUUUUGAGGGUCCUUUUCCUUGAGGGGAACAAGCCAGUCAGGGGGACUCCAAAAAACUGAAAUGGAAGUUAAAAGGCUUAUUCUGGAUCUCCCCACCACCCAUCAGGAGCCAAAGUAGGCUGUGGUCUCAAAUUCAAGGCAAAUUUCCUGGUUUCUAAGGGGAGGAAUUUACAUGAACUGAACCCAGAGAGAGAGGGUGGGUGGAGUCUCAAGGGGAAGCCGCCCACAGAUCAGCCCUUGACAGAUGGGAGGCAGGGAUGUGGCCUUCAUGUAAUGGGCAGCAUAUUUUCAGACUCAUGCACAGGUACAGUUACUAUUCACCAUGGAGCACAGUGUCCCAUAUCUCCUUUGAAUUAUCUACCCGUUCAGCAGAAUGGUGCUAUUGAAAAAUGGUGCUAAUACCUAGACGGUGGCAGAACGUAAACAUAAUAAAUAGAUGUGCAAGUGGGUAAGUCCAUCUACAUCUUCUGUUAAAUGUAUAAUGGUGUUGCUGGCCAAUGCCAGUUCUACUGCUCGGGUACCAGAAGCUUAAGAUUUUUAUAUUAUGUGCUUUUUUUUUUUUAAGCCAUCAAUGUAUAUUAUUCCGAUAAAUUUCUGUGGAACAUAAACACUGGGAUUGGGAUGAAAUUUAAGAUAGGCCAGAAACAAGAGGGAAGUAGAAAUGUUUACCUAAAGCCAGGGAACUUAUUUCUAGAUAAUAAUUACAGUUUUGUAUUCUCUCUCUUCAAAUAGAAACAUUGCUGGCUGAUGACAAUCUCUGGUGAAAUAAUAGUUUGAGAGAGAAGAUGCUUAAAUUGUUAGUGGAGCAGAACCUAAUUUUUUUCUAAUGAGGCAUUCAUCAAGACUGUUUCUGAAGUAUCGUGUAGACUUUCAGAGGGAUUCAUUUAGUAAACCACAUCGAUUUAACCUGUACUGUACUAUCACAGGGUUGUGCACGUUGCCAUGACCAGUCUUACAAAACUCAGGAACAAACUCAGCUUCCUUCUGACCUCAGCAAAAUAGGCCGGAUUUCCCAGUACACCAGAUGUGAUUUAGGACCCAUGUAGCUAAGAUGGUAGAAAUGGAGGGACGGCCUAGCCAGGUGCUCCAUUCUAGGCCUUUCUCCAGUUUCUCAAAGGCAGAAUAUUGGCUCCUAGUCAUGUCUCACAGAUGUGCACUUCCUGUUUUGAGGCUGUGUUGUGAGACAGUUGUAUGGGUUUUGACAGAUCGCUGUGCUUGUAACAAGAGAGGGGACUUAGAUUAACCGGGAGACUCUGAAGGUAAGAACAUACAUGGUACCUUCACCAUUUUCUUUGAUGCUCUCAGGAGCCAACAUGAAGCAGCAUUUGUUGGUUUAUUUCAUCCAUGUCUGCCUUCCUUUCCAACUUGAAUGAGCAAGUGAGAUGUGUAGCAAGAGACACUGGAUAUACAUUGGUCAUAAACCAGAGAAGGCUGCCACGGGGCCUGGUGCUCAAAUCCAUUAAGGCUCUCAAACCCAGUUUUGUUUACAUUGCCUUCCAUAGGGGUAGAGUUCUCUCUUCCCUGAAAAGUUGUGAGUUAAUGUAAUUCUUGAACAUCGAAACAUAAUUCAACACUGUGAGAAAACAAUAUUUUAAGAGACUAAACAGUGAAUACUUUUCUAAAAUAGGAAAUCAUUUUGUGAUACAAACAAUUGCUUCUUUGGAGGAAUGACUUGAUUCACAAUGGGUUUUCUUAAACAAGAGCACACUCCCCUUGGUGGAGUCCUACCAAUGCGAUGCUUUCAGGUAUUUAGUGAAUGUUUUUGAUCACUUACAUCAAGUUUCGGAAACAGAAUUUGAGGGGCUUACAUUGUUUCAGAUCACAAUUUCCCAAUCAAUUGGCUAAAAUCCCCCAAACUCUGAAAGCUACACUUUGCCACCCCACCGAUUGCAGGUCUCAGCUCUUCUCCCUCCUGACUUUAAGAUGAAGUGUAUCUGGGAUACUGCACAGCAACUCACUUUUGAAAGAGACCAAAUGACAAACUCCUGGUGCUACAACUUAGUCAACAUAUUUGAUGCUACUCCUGGUUUCUGUAUUGCUAAUUCAAAUAUUAGUAGUAGUAGUAUUAAGUUAUAUUACUAAUGAAAAAAUAUGGUUGGGGAAGCACUCUUCUACCUAUCAUUGUCCUCCAAAUUGGUUGUAUGAUACAUAUGGCCCAACCCACUGCCCUCCCUGCAUCUCUGUGCUGCUUUGCCAGGCCCAGCCUCAAGGGGUACCCCACUGGGUACUUCAGUAUUUAAAAACAUACUGUAAUCAUAGCCUGCCAUGAUAUGGCAUCAAUAAAUGGCC